CCGCGCCUUCCUCCAAGUCAUUACUGCCGUCACAUCAAUAUCGUGUUUGCAAAACAGACAAAGCAGAACAAAACACACCACCCACACAAACUCACCCGCACCCCAAACACACAGCCACCCCAAACACACAGCCGCCAUGAGCACCGACCCCAGCCUCGACGCACUGCACAAGCAGCUCUUCGAAGCCGGCCUCGCGGUACGGCGCAGCGUCGUCGGCGACGCGUACGUGACGCGGGCGCUGGCCAACGGGGCGACCGAGUUCAGUCGGCCAGGCCAAGAGCUGGUGACGGAGUGGUGCUGGGGGUACGCGUGGACGCGGCCGGGGCUGGAGCGGCGUGAGCGGUCGCUGCUCAACAUGGGCAUGCUGAUGGCGCUGAACCGCGGGCCCGAGCUGGCCGUGCACGUGCGCGGCGCCCGCAACAACGGGCUGUCCGAGGCGGAGAUCCGCGAGGCGAUUCUGCAUUGUACCACGUACUGCGGCGUGCCGGCUGGCGUGGACGCUAUGAAGAUUGCCGAGCGCGUGCUGGACGAGAUGGCGGAGAAGGGCGAGAUGGCGAGGGAGCUGGGGGCCCCGGCCAAGACGGUCUAGUGUUGUGGUUGGCAGUCUAGUGCCGUGGUUGGCAGUCUAGUGUCGUGGUUGGUAAGGCUGUUUGGGAGUUGUGACAUGGCAUUGUGGCUAAUAUGGCCCAUGGAUUUGGCAUUCAUUCCUUUGGUUUCUAGUUGUGCAUUCACGGGUCUGGGUGGCUUAAGCAUUCACGGGUCUGGUGGCUUAAGUAUUCACGGCUACGGGACAU
Molecule: messenger RNA, 794 nt
Organism: Lasiosphaeria miniovina
Lineage: Eukaryota; Fungi; Ascomycota; Sordariomycetes; Sordariales; Lasiosphaeriaceae
Product: AhpD-like protein
Exons: 3
Coding region: 137-589 (150 amino acids)
Molecular function (GO): peroxiredoxin activity
Source: RefSeq, a predicted model, not a curated record